Messenger RNA from Molossus molossus (Pallas's mastiff bat), 1730 nucleotides. RefSeq names its product voltage dependent anion channel 3 (gene VDAC3). Gene Ontology annotation, biological process: monoatomic anion transmembrane transport. Bases 131 to 985 code for a protein of 284 amino acids. The transcript has 10 exons. The record is from RefSeq and is a predicted model, not a curated record. NCBI's taxonomy places the organism in Eukaryota, Metazoa, Chordata, Mammalia, Chiroptera, Molossidae. Gene Ontology annotation, cellular component: mitochondrial outer membrane. Gene Ontology annotation, molecular function: voltage-gated monoatomic anion channel activity.
UGGCCACCUCAGGUGAUGGAGCCGCUGCGCCGGCGGGGGCAGGAGGUGCUCCGAGCACCGAGCCGCAACCUACCCUCCGCCUGGUGUGCCCGCGGGACUUUGUUUCCAGGAGUCAGGCCAGAAGGGAGAUAUGUGUAACACACCAACUUACUGUGACCUAGGAAAGGCUGCCAAGGAUGUCUUCAACAAAGGAUAUGGGUUUGGCAUGGUCAAAAUAGAUCUGAGAACCAAGUCAUGUAGUGGAGUGAUGGAAUUUUCUACUUCUGGUCAUGCUUAUACUGACACAGGGAAAGCAUCAGGCAACCUAGAGACCAAAUACAAGGUCUGUAACUAUGGACUUACCUUCACCCAAAAAUGGAACACAGACAAUACUCUUGGAACAGAAAUCUCUUUGGAGAAUAAGUUGGCUGAAGGGUUGAAACUGACUCUUGAUACCACAUUUGUACCGAACACAGGAAAGAAGAGUGGGAAAUUGAAGGCCUCCUACAAACGGGAUUGUUUCAGUCUUGGCAGUAAUGUUGAUAUAGAUUUUUCUGGCCCAACCAUCUAUGGCUGGGCUGUGUUAGCCUUUGAAGGCUGGCUUGCUGGUUAUCAGAUGAGUUUUGACACAGCCAAGUCUAAACUGUCACAGAAUAAUUUCGCCCUGGGUUACAAGGCUGCAGACUUCCAGCUGCACACUCAUGUGAAUGAUGGCACUGAAUUUGGAGGGUCUAUCUACCAGAAGGUUAAUGAGAAGAUUGAAACAUCAAUAAACCUUGCUUGGACAGCUGGCAGUAACAACACCCGUUUUGGCAUUGCUGCUAAAUACAAGUUGGACUGUAGAACUUCUCUCUCUGCUAAAGUAAAUAAUGCCAGCCUGAUCGGACUGGGUUAUACUCAGACUCUUCGACCAGGAGUUAAACUGACCCUAUCAGCUUUAAUCGAUGGAAAGAACUUCAAUGCUGGAGGUCACAAGGUUGGGUUGGGAUUUGAACUAGAAGCUUAAUGCAGUUUUGAAUAAAGCAUCAGAUUUCUCCCUGGAGAUGAAGAGAAAUGAACCCACUAUGUUUUGGCCUUAAAAUUCUUCUCUGAAAUUUCAAAAGUGUGAACUUUUUAUUCUUCCAAAGAAUGGUAAUCCUCCCCACACUGAAGUCUAGAGAUUGCAAGUCCAUCCUAAGGGAGGUGCUUGAAGGCAUGCCUGGAAAUUGUCAUGUGUGUGCCACAUUUUAGUUCAGUUCUGCAGUAUUAUUUAAAUGUGUUCCUCAGCGACAAUGUAGUGUCAUGUUGUAAAGGAAAUAACUUGAUCCUCCAGUUUGUACAUCACGUCCUGCAUGUCCCACACCACUUUUCAUGACCUUUUAAUAUAUUGGUCUCUGUGCUGUAGUGCAAUCUUUGGUUUUGCAUCAGAGUAAAAUAAAAUAAACCCAUCACAUUUUAACAUAAUCAUUCAUCUGACUUACUAGUGGUGGUUUUCUUAUAUUUGAUGUGAUUUGCUUUGAAAAGUACUCUCAUAGGUGGGAUUUAUACCUAAAGUGGUAUGUCUGAAAUAUCUGUGUCAUUGCCUGUCCCUUCCCCUUUAGUUUACCUCACUCUGACUGCUCCUCUACACUCAGGCCAAGGAGUAAAACCAUGAGUUUUGUUUUGUUGGGCAGAAGCUCAUCUGUUGAGGUACUGGCUUCUUUAAGCAUGUGAUAAAGUAGUAUCAGAUUGGUAGUUUGGAGAAAGAGUGAGGGUGUGAGUGAUCAAAAGGC